AUGGCGUUCUUCCAGGUUGGGAUGCGCAGGCUUGCGCUUCAAUCGCCAAAGGCCGCAUUUGUCUGCCGCCAAUGCCUCAAGCAGGACAAGUUCUUCACCUCGUCGUCCGUUGCGCAGCAGGCCGCACGACUCCGAAGCUCCCUAGUCACCACACCAAAACGCCAGUCGCCGAUCGCUGUAUUGUGUAGGAAGCUCUCUACAGUGUCCGCUGGCAAUGGGAUCGCCGCAGCAGCGACAGUCAAGGAGACGGCGAAGAAGGCGUUUCCCGAGACGAGCUCCAAGACAGUUGCAUACUGGCUGCUCGGGAGCGCUGCCAGCGUCUUCGGCAUCGUGGUGUGGGGUGGUCUGACACGACUCACAGAGUCUGGUCUGAGCAUUACCGAAUGGCGCCCGGUCACUGGCUCGCUGCCCCCAAUGUCCCAAGCCGACUGGGAAUCCGAGUUCGAGAAAUACAAGACGUCUCCAGAGUACGUCAAGCUAAACCCGCACAUGGACCUAGAUGAAUUUAAGAAAAUCUACUUUAUGGAAUGGACGCAUCGACUUUGGGGCCGCUUCAUUGGCAUGUCUUUCGUCCUCCCGACGAUCUACUUCAUUGCACGCAAGAGGGUCACUCCCCGCAUGGCCUGGAACUUGGUCGGAAUAUCCGGUCUCAUUGGAUUCCAGGGCUUCAUCGGCUGGUGGAUGGUCGCAUCCGGAUUGAAGGACGACCUUUUUGCCCCAGGUGCCCACCCUCGUGUAUCGCAAUACAGGUUGACUACUCACCUCGCGACCGCCUUUGUCUGCUAUACCUGGAUGCUGCUCGCCGGCCUAAGUAUUCUGCGAACACACCGUGCACUCGCAAAUCCUGAGGCUGCGAGCAAGCUGUUCUCUGCGCUGAAACACCCUGCUCUGGCCCCGUUUAAACGGUACACUGCGCUGCUUACCGCUCUCGUCUUCACUACAGCCAUGUCCGGUGGUUUAGUUGCGGGCCUCGAUGCCGGUCUAAUCUACAACGAGUUUCCUAUGAUGGGCAAUGGUAUAACGCCUCCUAAGUCUGAGCUUUGGGACAAGUUCUACAGCCGCAAGGAGGAUGGCUCGGAUAUUUGGUGGCGCAACAUGCUCGAGAAUCCCAGCUUAGUCCAGCUGGACCAUCGCAUCCUGGCAACGACAACAGCUUGCGCGAUCCUGGCUCUUUACGUGUACAGCCGAAGAGGCAACGUCGCUGCAGUGCUGCCGAGGAAUGCAAAGAAGGGCGUGAUGGGCUGUGUACACCUCAUGCUCCUGCAGGUGGCGCUCGGUAUCAGCACGUUAAUCUACAUGGUGCCGACACAUCUGGCGGCAACCCACCAGGCAGGCAGCUUGGCCUUGUUGACUGGCGUGCUUGUCCUCGGCCACAGACUGCGCAUGCCACAGUCGACAAUGGCUCUGGUACAGCGAAGGCUGAAGGCUCUGAAAUGA
Phaeoacremonium minimum UCRPA7 is the source of this 1437-nucleotide messenger RNA. Its product is annotated as putative cytochrome c oxidase assembly protein. Gene Ontology annotation, cellular component: mitochondrial inner membrane. Lineage: Eukaryota; Fungi; Ascomycota; Sordariomycetes; Togniniales; Togniniaceae. The transcript is spliced from 2 exons. The coding region runs from base 1 to 1437 and encodes 478 amino acids. Gene Ontology annotation, biological process: heme A biosynthetic process. Gene Ontology annotation, molecular function: oxidoreductase activity, acting on NAD(P)H, heme protein as acceptor. The record is from RefSeq and is a predicted model, not a curated record.